AUGGUAGUGGAUAAAGAAUAGUUGAAGUGGAAAGUUCCUUGUUUUUCACAAUUUUUCUCAGAAUUGCUUUGUUUUUCUUGAUGAGGGGGAAUGCACGGAGAAUGUGAGGGUACAUGUAUUUAGCUUAGCCCAGCUGAGCGAAGAUGUAAUUUACAUGUAUGGGACAACUGGUCUUAACACACAGAUCUGUACAGGGUAAUGUUACGUGUAAUGGUGGUUGUUUAUUUCAGCUGAUUUAGCCAAAAAUAAUGGAAAGAAACGUUUUAAACCUCGGCUCCGUGUAUGGAGUGCACUGUUGUAAAGCAAUAAAUGGACAAUGUAUUCUCUGAGGAGACGUUUAAGUCAGAGAUGGCAUCGAACAGACAACGAGGCCGCGGUCGCCGAAUCUUGUCAGAAUGAGAAUGUCGAAGAAGCCUCGCUCGCUUCGCAGGCAACUGCGCUUUUACCCCAAACAGAAAGUACUAGUCGAGCGGUGGAGGACUACAGUACAGAGGAGCUACACUUUAUAGUAGACUAUGUCGGCUCUGCACAGAUAUCUGAGGCGAAAUCUGUGACACGAAUGAUGGAAACCUUAAAGAGGAUUAAAAAACAACAGAUACGAAGUAUCCGAGUUGAUUUCAUAAUACGGGACGGGAUUCUUUUAGUAUCUAGCAUGGAUUCUAAAUCCUUAAUCCUUACAGCACCGCUUUAUGCUAUCGCGUUGUGUGUGCAAGAGCAGCUUCGGGGAUUCGAUAGUACUUUUGGCUUGAAUAUCACGCGAAAGAAAACUCAUAUGUGUCACGUUUUUCAAGCAGGAUCACAACUGGAGGCUGCUAGUAUUGUAAGAACUGUGGCUCUCGCAUUCAAAGCCAUAGGCAAACUAACCAGAGAAAAAGUUGAAAGGGAAUCACGAAGGGCUAGAAGAGCUUACUCUAUCAGUAGUUCUGAGCGAACUCGCACUAACUCUGAAGUCUCAACGACUUCUACAAUUGGUAGUUCAUCUCUGGAACAUAGACAUCCUCAUGUAAAGUGGAAACAUGGCGUUGAAAGUUCCUCUGGUCGAAGAUCUCCUCACGGGAAGAAAUAUACCAAAAGUUCCACCAGUCCUUCCAUUCUUCGACAUCCCACCAGUACCCACACUUCUGGACGGCAUGUUGAAUUUUCUGCAUUGUCCCCUGUGCCUUCUGAUGGUAGUGACAGUGAUGGUAAGGAAGGGUCUGCCCUACAAGCAAAACAACCUCUUCUCAAUGGCCAAAUUUCUGUUCAAGCUGAUAUACAUGGAUACUCAUCUAUUGAGGCUUCAGAACCUCCCAUAUGGGUGAAAAGAGCAGAGCCAAUUAGAAGGACUAGUUUGUCUGAUAUGGAGAAUGAGUCAACUAAGGCUAGUUCUCUCAAACAUGAACAAACUAUGAGAUUUAAUUGCGCAGAAGAAAUGCAGCCUCAGUUCCACUCAGAGCCUAUUGUUGGAACAGAGUAUUCACCCCCUAUACUUUCCCCAUCAAUAGAUCAAAAGAGUAAUUUUUCAGGUAAUGUUACUGUGGAAGGAAAAACAAGAAAAAGCAGGAAGCUUGAACAUCAGGAGGUCCCAUCAAAGGAGAAGAUUCAAAGAGAACAUGACCUCAUGGGUCAGCAUGAAAAGGAAGUUGCCACAGAAAACUUUGUUGUGCCUUGGACAAGUUCUCUCCUUCCAAAUGAGUCCUUUCAAAAGGAAGCUGUCAAUUCUCCUGAUCGUCUAUUGUCAAACUUUGUUAAAUACAGGGGGAAUCAACCCCAAGACAUGUCCUUUCCCUUGUCUGAUAGCGAAGGACCAGAAGAUCUUGAUGCAAUCCGUGAUGCAAUAGCUGCAGUGCAAAAAGGGGAAACAACGGUGGUCGAGAAGUUUAUUGACAAUGGCAUAUCUGUGGAUUCACAUGACUCAGCCAGGAGAAGUUUAUUGUACUAUGCUGUGUCGCUGGGUGAAGUAGAGAUGUCGCAAUUUCUUUUGAAGAGGGGUGCUGAUAUAAAUUGGGAAGGACCAGAUGAUAAGUCUCCUUUACAUGUUGCAGCAACGGCAGGAAACAGAGCUGUUACUCAGUUACUUCUUGGUUAUGGAGCAAAUGUCAGAGCUAAAGACAACAACUUUUGUACACCACUUCACAUGUCAGCUGGACACAGGGGCAAGUUGGAAGUGUCCUUCCUUCUGGUUGAGCAUGGAGCAAGAAUCUUUGAGAAUAAUAUCCAUGGAGUGCGACCAGUUGACCUAGAACCGGAGCUAAAAGAGAUGCAGAGACUCCUUGUGCAGUCAGCCUGUGAGGCUUUUGCUGCAGCAGACAUUACCAAGUCACGAUCAAAUUCAGGAGCUUCGUCCAUCAACCAAGGUUCAGUCAGCUCAAAUGUAAGAUCCAAGGCUGGUGUACAGUCACCAGCCACUGAAAGGGUAUCUGCUUUGCGAAGAGGACUAUUCCAACACAGAAGAUCUUCCAGUUUGUGCUCAAUAUUGGGUGGGCGUGGAAGUCCAGAGACUGGGAGAGGAAAGCAAUUUAUCAAGAGAUCAGAAAGCAUUCAUAUUGCCCGAACUCUGAGUCCUCGGCUUGCCAAUUCUAGAAGAGGAAACCUUAUGCGCAUGCAUAGUUUUCACAAAACAACACAAGAUCAGUUGCAGACUGCAGAUGUAUAUGCAGAUCAGAAAAAUUCUGUAGAGCAGCAGCAUGCUGUCAAACAAACUGACUCAUUGUUGGAAGGAGAAAGCAUCAAAAAAGACAUUCCACACAACAAAGCAGUCACAGAAUCAACUGGGGAACCAAAGGAGACUUGCAUCUCAUCUGUUAACACGAUAGAUGGACAUAUUGCAAACACAGAAGAACAAAACAUGGAUUCUGCUUUGAAGCUUGAAACUCCUGUUGAAACACUUGAGCAGAAUACAACUGUAAUAACAAUGAACCAAUUUCAGACAGAUGUUGUAAGUUCUGAUUCUCAACCAAGUCCCUUAAAGCAGUCAUCUGACAUGACUGGAUCAAGUGAGCCCUUGCAUGCCUCACCUGAGGCCAGUCUUCUGUCUCCUUUCAUUCCAAAGAAAUAUUCCAAUGAAAAAAACAGACCUGUGUUAGAUCUCAUUCAAUUUGGGGAAGACCCAGAGGCUGUUAAAGCUAAAGUGGAAAUGAAUAAAGAUGUUGUUGGCAAUACUCUACCUUCAGAAGAAGUUCAGCAUGCAGAGGAAACUGGGGAAGCAAAAGGAUUAGAAAGACAGCUUUCAAAUGCAAGGCAACCUAGUAUGGAGUCAGAUCAGUCUGUGAGCUGUCAGAGGAGCACAUCUGAAUGUGAGGAUAGCUCCUUUAUAAGCACUGGCUCCAACUACAUGCGAGAUAUUGAUCCUUUAAUAGAAGCUCUUGAACCAGUGGUCCUUCUGUCAGGCAAUCCUGAGUGUCACUCCAGUUUACUGGCUUAUUUAUGUCUUCCUAAAGCAUCUGGUCAGCUCAUUGGGUUAGCACACAUGGAUGCUGGCUCAUCUCUGAUUAACAACCACAUUGCAGUGCUGAUUGGCAAUCUUUUUAAUCUGGAAGGGGCAGACAGUCGUAAGAGAUCAGUUGAGGCUGGACUCAUUGAGACAGUUUUGAAAUUAGUAGACAGUCCUGAACCCAUUCAGAGCACGUGUUUGUCAAUUUUACAAAGUAUCCUGGACUUCAACAACGAUCAAGAAUUCUCCACAGCCCUGAAGACUAUUCCUCUAGAGCCUCUGCUCAACUUAUUGCAGAUCAGUGAUGUUGACAGUGGUGCAUUUGACUUGCGUCAGACAGACUCACCCCCUCCCUUUACCCCAGCUGGUCAUGAAAGGCCAAGAUAUCGCAAGAGAAGUACUUGCAGUCAGAGUUCUUGUGAUGAGAGAGCAAGAGAAAUGUCUCCGACAGUCCACAGAGGCUCUGUACAGAGAAACAACUCUGGAGCAUCAGAUGCACGAUCUGACUUAUGGCCACAACAUGGCAGCUAUAUGCUGCAGAAGAAGAACAGCAUAUGCAGUAUGGGAAGUUCAGCUGAUGGAGAUCAUUCAUUCCCUCUCUACAGCCCUGGAUUUGGUCAUAAUCACCUUCCGUUAAUGGAUCUGCAUUCCAAGACGAUGCCUAGAGUAGUUGCCACUAAAAUGCUGUCAGCCAGCAGUAUUCAUCCAAAAAUGCAGAUGGAACUUGGCAAGACAAGGCCACUUUCCUUACUUCUGGACACGCUGACAGACAGUAACCCUGAAAUUGUGAUCUAUUGUGUUGCAACAAUAGCAAACAUUGCAAUGAGUGUGGACAAUCACAUGCAGAUUGAUUUGGCUGGAGGUGUUGAUGGCCUCAAGCAAAUGUUGAACUAUGGAGAUGCAAGAGUACGAUAUCAUGCUGCUCGUGGCUUAAUUUAUCUUGGUUACAUUGGUGUCGGAGGAGUUUAUCUCUUUAAACGUGUCCCAGGUGAUGAAAAGCUUGACGUGUUGUUCUCAGAGUCAACCACUGGAGAGGAGCACCUCUAUGUCAGAGGAGCAACAGUGGAGAAAAUUGUGGAGAUCGUCACCCAUAAUCCGUCCCUCUUGUGGGGUGGUUUGACCUUACCACACUGGUCUGGACGCUCAAAGAAACAUUCUUGGUACAAGUCCAGCAGCUCUGGAAACAAACACAUGCCUAGUGAUGACCAGAUCGUAGAUUUUUUGCUGACAACUUACAAGAGCUAUGUGCAUCCUUCCAUUUUUAUGAGAUUGCUGCUUCAUAGAUUUCAUGACCCCUGGUUUGGCAAGUACUUUGAUGGAGACCCAUCCACUGGGCAGAUGCAGGACUACAGUCCACUUCCUGUUUUGCACAUUCAUUUGAUGAGAUUAUGGACAGCCUGGCUCGAAAAAUGUCCGGAAGAGUUUGUCAGUAAUCCAGUCAUGGCAUCCGAGCUGAGCGAAGUUAUACUUCCCUUAAGACAAGCUGGUGGUCCGUACCUUCCAUGUGCAGAAAUCCUGGCAGAUCUUAUUGAGAGCUUGAUGGAAAGAGCUGAAAAGAAGCACCAUCGGGACAGGUUCCAGGCAAACCAUUGUCACCAUGCGAUUCUUUAUGAACAGUGUCAAAAAGCGGUCGUUAGUGGAAGCAUGCCUUGUUCGGUUGAGGAUUCUAUUCACCUAAGCGCCCUACAAUUGUAUAUUGAGGAUCUUCUUCCAGUGGAAGUGCGGGGAAAGCCACGCCUCUUUUCAUCUUCCAGCAGAGAGAAGUUGUCAGUUUCUCGUAUCAAGUUGAGUUUGCAUCCAUCCAUGUACAAAGUAAAGAAUAUGGGUAAAAGGAUCAAGGCUCAGUAUGAACAGUUUGUGAACAGCGGCAUGUCAGAGAGGAAUGCUAAACACAAUUAUAUCGACUACUGUCAGGCUCUGCCUGGUUACGGCUGCCACUUUUACAAGCUGAAGGAAUGCGUGGGAACUGUCAACCCCAAGGGGGUUCCUGUAAGAUGCUACUUAGGGAUCAGUCCUAGGAGGAUCACAAUUUUGGACGAGAAAACAAAGGCUGUUAUUGGGACGUGGCAAUCCAAGGAACUGAAAAGAUGGCGGUCUUUGGCAGACGACACUAGACUCCGCUUGGAAUUCAUCGACAAGACGUUCGAAUUUGUGUUGGAAAACAAAGGGGUUUUCAAAGAAAUCAAUGAUGCGCUUCUGCUGUGCACUAAAGUUGAGUUACAGAUCCUUGCAGGGCAGGAUUUUUCACCAUGGAGUAAAUACGCUGAGGAAACUGAAAUGUGGGGACAACAGGCCUUGGAAGCUGUUGCUCGCAAACCUGCAUUUUACUCGGAUAAGUAUGAAAGUGACUCAGGAAUGGUCUCCAGAUUAAGAGCCAUCUCCCUAGCUUCUUCUGUUCCUGAUCAGUACGCAGCUAAAGUGAGAAGGCAACUGUCCACUCAAGCGAAGCUGUCUUCGUCUGCGCCGUAUCAGCAAGGAGCGUUACAGCAAAAAUGUGACCGAGGCGAUGUCGUGGCUCUGAAGACUGGUGCCGAGGCUGUUCUGCCCACCACAGGAGCAGCUAUUUCAUCGGCUGGCAGCCCUGGCAACGUAUCAGUGGGGUCCCAUACAUCCGAGGACCUUCUUUUAGGCUCCUUACAGAGCACUUUAGAUCCAAAUAAGUGCUCUUGGGAGCCAGGGUCGAUCCCGACAAGCGAUCAGAGGAGGCCGUCAAGAAGCAGUGAAGCAAGUGUAGAUAACUCCAGUUCGCCGACAGAACGCCACGCUCUCGACUCCUCGGGCUCUUUCCCCGUGGGACAAGACUUAAAAAAUUUGGCAUCCAGCGAUCGGCGCCUCAAGUACAUAGCAAAUAGUAAUUCCUCUUCACUGGGGAGUGAUUCACCCAGUUCAGGACAAACCACGCCGACUUACAAGGGACCGUUUAGUUCGACGCUACGCGAUGAUGAUGAUUUUGAAAGUGUAAAUCGAUCUUUCGGUCAGAGUUCUAAUGGACAGUUGUUGAUUUGUCAAUGCCCACCAGACGCUGAGUUACCGGGAUUUGAUCGGAGAGACUUCUCGCCUUAUGACUUGCUUCAACAUCCCAAAGAGUUGGCACGACAAAUAACACUUAUUGACCACGAGUAUUUCUGUGCGGUGACGUCAGCUGAUAUUCAAAGGAAGAUUGCCAUAGGAACGGGAAAGAAACGGAAGGUACCACCUGAAGAAAAACUAUCUGUGGAGAAAGUUGCUGACAGAUUCAAUCAGCUGAGUACCUGGGUAGCAGCCACGAUUGUCACAGAAAAAUCAGUGGAGAAGCGUGCCGCCAUGUUCAUUAAUUUCAUCGAAACUGCCAAGCUUUGUUUGGAGUUGAGAAACUUUAACGCCGUAAUGGCUAUUAUUGUGGCGGCUCUGGGUAGUGCACCUGUGAGAAGACUGCACAAAACCAAAGAGCUCGUUCCCAAAGAAGUCCUUGAGCAGUAUGCCAAGAUGGAAAUACUUAUGGAUACAAAAGAUAACUAUAAAAGAUAUCGACAAGCCCUUGGCUCUUCUCCAACUCCUUCAGUUCCAUACUUUGGUGUUUAUAUGAAAGAUCUGACCUUCAUUGCUGAAGGAAAUCCCGACUUUUUUAAAGGUGGUCUGAUUAAUCUGACAAAACGAAGACAGAUUUACCUUGUGAUCGAUGAAAUAAGACGUUUCCAGAAGGAUGUUUAUAAUUUUCAGGAGGUGUCUGAGAUUCGAGACUACCUCGCCAACGAGAAGAUUCACACGGAGAAAGAGCUGUAUGAUAUCUCGUGCCAAUUCGAGCCAGGCCUCCCUCGGAGACAUUCUGAAGCCGACAAAUCCUCCACAUCGCGCCCAGUGCCACAGUUCAAGUCGAACACAGUCGGCCGUAUGGCGGGAAAGAGAUGCAUGAGUCUUUCCCGGAGCUCAACGACCUUGGAAACUGCCAUGCCGGAUUCAACAUGUUAACGUCACACUGACGUCAAUAAAUUUUUGACGUCACUAAAGCUUUAAAGUAUGAAAGUUGUGCUGAUGUGAAAGAAAAGAUUUAUCGAUAGUAAUUGAUCAGAUUUGAUUUUAAUUUAUCCAAACCUUUUGACAAAGGGAACGGCACAUGUAAAAAUUAACAUUGAAGUCUUGCUUUGUUUCUUGGAACAAUUUCAGUGCGAGAUGCCAACUUCUUUUGUCCCAUAGAGGUGUAUACAUUGUUAUGAAGUUUAUAUGUUGUAAAUAUUCUUACCGAGGUACAAUUGAAGUUUACAUGAUGAUUUUAUAAAGCUAUUUUCAUGGACCUUGAACGGUGUUUAUAGUACCGUUGAAAAUUUACAUUCCCAGCGUCUUCUUAGCCUAACACAAGGCUUCAUCUUACGUCUUUACUGCCAUAUUCUCUCCUAAUAUUUGAGUCUCAGAGGCUCGGUAACCUUCAUGCUCUGAAUAAAUUGCUGUAUUUACAGUAAACAUUAAAGAUGGACUGUCAGUAAUCCCACUCAAAAUUGUCUUGCGUCUUUACUGCCAUAUUCUCUCCCAAUGUUUGAGUUUCGGAGGCUCGGUAACCU
Pocillopora verrucosa is the source of this 7947-nucleotide messenger RNA. RefSeq lists its product as uncharacterized. NCBI's taxonomy places the organism in Eukaryota, Metazoa, Cnidaria, Anthozoa, Scleractinia, Pocilloporidae. Gene Ontology annotation, molecular function: guanyl-nucleotide exchange factor activity; protein binding. Gene Ontology annotation, biological process: positive regulation of GTPase activity; Ras protein signal transduction. The record is from RefSeq and is a predicted model, not a curated record. Gene Ontology annotation, cellular component: plasma membrane.